Molecule: messenger RNA, 2765 nt
Organism: Helicoverpa zea (corn earworm)
Lineage: Eukaryota; Metazoa; Arthropoda; Insecta; Lepidoptera; Noctuidae
Gene: GATAd
Exons: 9
Coding region: 183-2186 (667 amino acids)
Biological process (GO): cell fate commitment; positive regulation of transcription by RNA polymerase II; negative regulation of transcription by RNA polymerase II
Cellular component (GO): nucleus
Molecular function (GO): RNA polymerase II cis-regulatory region sequence-specific DNA binding; DNA-binding transcription factor activity, RNA polymerase II-specific; zinc ion binding
Source: RefSeq, a predicted model, not a curated record
UUUUCAAUGUGUGUGUAGCUUGUUCGUUCGUUUGGUUGACAAUCGCGAUGUGAUGUAUUCUACAUCAUCGCAUGCUGAGUUAUAUUUUCAACAAAACCUUUUAAUUUUUAAUUAAGUUACUUGAUUAAUUUCUAAAUGUUUUCUUUCGUUGUGAAUACCUUUCUCUGUUUUAAUUUCUAAAUAUGUGUAAUUUGCCGCCGAAGUUCCAUUCAGUGUGUCGCCUUUGUUUAUCAUUCUGUGGCGAUAAUUGCAGUGAUGUUAAACUUCCAAUUUUCGACCGUGAUAAGGAUAAAUCACGACUUUCCGAGAUGAUAAUGGCAAAUUUGUCAAUAAUGGUGUCCCCUGAAGACUUGCUGCCACAAGUUGUGUGCGGGAGCUGUGCACACAAACUUGAUGAAUUUCACACCUUCAGAGAGUUAUCACACAAAUCUGAACGGCUUUUGGAACAGUUCGUGCAAUAUGCCAAUUCACUAUCUGGUCCAAAAGAGGAGAUCCUGAACAUAACAGCGGCAAAAUUGGAAGAAAUAAUCAAACCACUGAGCGACAGCGAGUACGAGCACGAAUUGAAACACAAAUAUGCCGAGAUCGGCUCUCCGGAUUCAACUGAGGAGAUGAAGAACUUGGAGAGCCGGCAAGCGGCGGUCACACUACUGCAGAUAAAAAAUUACGACCCAAGUAAAUAUGCGGUCAAACAAGAAGAAGAGCCUCAUAUAAUGUUCAACAGCGUGCCGAGUUUACCGCCCUCUGACAGAGCGAGAGAGGUGAUGCACUGCAACACCGUCAUCGAUAUUAUAAGCAAGGCUGUGGCGGUCGCGCAGCGGGAAAACGAAGAAUCUCAGAAGUAUCCACCGAACUACACAGGCGUCAUCGACAGGACACACGCGAGCGGCGCGGCCGACACCUACGCGCAUGAGUACCCCGACGAGCAGUACAGCGUGUACAGCGCGCCGCCGCACGCCGCCAGCCCCGCCAGCAACGAAGACCAUGACAACAAGGAAAUGGACCUCUCCCUCUACAGCACAGUCAAGAACGAGCCCGCGGAACAGACCGACCAGCAGGAACAGAACAACUCAUACUUCCACACAACACUAACACACAAGCCCAACUUUGUUGACGAGUACAAGCAACACGUUUUUGGACGAAACAAAAUGAAAACGUCCAAGGAGAAUUCAUCGGUGUAUGAAGAUUGUAGUCGGAGUAGUAGUGGGUCAGACCCGGACAGGCUACAAAUGGAUAUAUCUCAGAUGUCGCAGGACGACCCUGAGGAGACGCAGUCAGCUAGGUCGACACAGUCUUCGCCACAACCGCCGAUGGAACACGAACAGGACAAGGAGUCGCUGUGGCAGGCUCUACACCGGCAAAAUGGUCGCAGCGGGGAAGCAACGCAGUUACUACGACGGCUGAUCAACAGCAAACAGCUUGGUAUGACAGUUUCGCCGCUAAGGACGCCCACCGCAUCCCCACUCUCCACCGCUAUGCAGCAGCCGCUCAACGGUUCUGUUUCACCGAAUGGUGAGUGGCACAGUUCGGGUCGCGGGUCGGGCGUGGCGGGCACGGCGCGAAGAAAACAAAGCUUCCCCGCGCGAGCGCAACCCGUCAUGGCCGUCGACGCGCCCGCCACUAACCAGCAGUGGCCUCAAACAGCUUCAGAGAAUCAGGAACCACCGGAUGCGGGCGGCGCGGGCGGGGCGGGCGCGGGCCGCGGCGCCGCUCGCGUGGAGCUGUCGUGCAGCAACUGCGGCACGCACACCACGACCAUCUGGCGACGCGACGCGCGCGGCGAGAUGGUGUGCAACGCGUGCGGCCUGUACUUCAAGCUGCACGGCGUCCCGCGCCCCACCGCCAUGCGCCGCGACACCAUACACACGCGCCGCCGCAGGCCGAGACAUGAUGCCAAGCAUACUAAGAGCAAAUCCCGUCGCAGCGGCGGGAGUGGCGGCGGCGGCGGCGGCGGCGCGUGCGAGGCGGGCGAGGGCGCGGGCAGCGGCGGCGAGGGCGCGGAGGAGGCGGUGCUGGCGGCGCUGCGGCGCCAGCUGCAGCCGCACCUGCUGGCCGCGCUGCACGCGCACAACACGCGCACCGUGCGCCCGCACACUGACCAGGUGGGUCUGAACGCUCCCGAGUACGACGAGGCGCCGCUGAACCUAGUAGCCAGUCACGUAGCCGCGGCCGAGGAGACGCACUGACUGCCCCUGUGAUAGCCUCACUCACACUUCCCACAGAGCAUUGCGUGUAUCCUGUAUCGAUCGCUUCUCUUCCACGACUAACUAGUGUUCCCGCGAACGUUUUACACAAGCAGCCUUUUGUAAAACACUCGCCCCAACACUCACUCGAAAAGCAAUAAAUUUAUAGAGUUAAGUAUACAUGCAAUAAUAACAUUCUUCAUAUAAUAUAGUACUAAAUAUCUAUUUAGUGAUAGUUCAGGCCAGUGUUUGAUGACAAUAGAGGGAAAAAUAUGUAUUUAAAAAUUGUUCAUUCCUUUCGUCCGGUCGUCAUAGAGCUAUAAUGAAAUGUGAAUUAUUUUUAUAGGAGAUCAUACAUUUUUCAUAAUCGAUUCUCAAUUAGCACUUUAUUGACGGUUUCGGCUUUUCAUAUAAAAAAAUAUAUCUAACGACCGGUUGACCUUUGGAAUAGUAUACUACAAGUGCUUUUAAACUAAAACUAAAGCAAUAAGUAUAGUUCGGCCAUUCAGAGAAUGCGUUCCUGACACGUCGCGAUUGAACUGACGACGUAACUUUGCAAUGGCGUUGCAGUUACGAUAAAAA